Messenger RNA from Eremomyces bilateralis CBS 781.70, 2321 nucleotides. RefSeq names its product gamma-glutamyltranspeptidase. Gene Ontology annotation, biological process: glutathione catabolic process. The record is from RefSeq and is a predicted model, not a curated record. The coding region runs from base 492 to 2237 and encodes 581 amino acids. The transcript is spliced from 6 exons. Gene Ontology annotation, molecular function: glutathione gamma-glutamate hydrolase. Gene Ontology annotation, cellular component: plasma membrane. Lineage: Eukaryota; Fungi; Ascomycota; Dothideomycetes; Eremomycetales; Eremomycetaceae.
UUUUACUUGUCACAUUUGACGUUAAAGUUUAUUGACUACUAGAUUCCGUACUUAUGAUCUGAUCCUUUGUGUUCGAGGUUCGAGAUAGGAUGGGUUGACUGAGAGUCCAGCGCCGCUCACACAGGCGCAACACCUCAAAGAGUCUCCAUCAGUGUCCAGUGAUGAUGCUGUUGAUAACAGACAACGUUACCGUUUGGUUAAAAGUUCAACCGAAUUCCAAUUCGCACCAAAAAUGCCUUCCGUUUCGGCCUUGAACUUUUGCAGCCUCCUAUCCCGAGUUCCCGAUAGCAUCCCGGUCGGCCGGCUUCCACGCCGAACCCCUCCUGCUAUCUACUCCUCCACCACAUUGGAUCGACGCGAUAGGCGAUAAGGUAACUGCUACGCGCCACAGCGUAAAUGAAGCGGUUGAGUAUCUUUUUGUGUGUUUCUCGUUUCUGGACCAUUCGCCAUACAAGUAGGCGACCAUCUCAAAUCUCAAUAAGUCGGUAGCAAUGGCCCCUCUAUGGCGCGCGAUAACGUCCUACUUGCUCACCUCUCAGGCCACAUUGGGCUCACCUACUCCAGGCGGUCUAUAUGAGAAGCAACCUGGUGGCCGCAGUGAGCGGGACGUGACCCUUUCGGGACGCUCAAAUCAUGGCGCUGUGGCUUCGGAGUCGGAUCUUUGCUCUAAGAUUGGAAUCGAUAUCCUCAACCGUCACGGCAAUGCGGCGGACGCGUUGGUUGGGACGGUUUUCUGCGUCGGAGUAGUCGGGAUGCACCAUUCAGGUAUCGGAGGGGGCGGUUUUAUGCUGGUUCGAGAACCAUCUGGCAGACAUACGGCGAUCGACUUCCGGGAAACAGCUCCUGCCGCCGCGUUCGAGGAGAUGUAUAGUAAGAACAUCAACCUCUCGAUGACGGGCGGUCUCGCUUCAGGCGUUCCCGGGGAUGUGGCAGGGCUUUGGGAGCUGCAUUCACGACACGGGAAACUUCCGUGGAAGCAGGUCGUUCGCCCAGCCGCAAAGGUGGCUACAGAAGGGUGGCUCGUGAAUGAGGAUCUUGUCUCAUACAUGAACUCUGCGGCAGGAACCAACAGAACCGGCGGGUUCUUUGUCACGGAUCCUCAAUGGGCUGUCGACUUUGCGCCCAAUGGAACCAGGCUCGGGUUGGGAGAUACGAUCACCCGCAAAAGAUAUGGGAAGACUUUGCAUAAGAUUGCAAAGUAUGGACCGAAGGCAUUCUAUGAGGGAGAAGACGCAGAAGCAAUGAUCAGGGCUCUACAGGCGCAAAACGGAACCAUGACUAUGGACGAUUUGAAAAGCUAUACAGUUGCCGUAAGGAAACCCUUGGAGAUCAUCUAUCGAGGAUAUACGAUGAGAAGUUGCCCUGCGCCUGCAAGUGGGGCGGUUGCUUUAUCAGUUCUGAAAAUCAUCGAGGGCUUUGAGGACGUUGGAAAGCCCGAAGCGGCGAAUAUCAGUACCCAUCGAUUAGAUGAGGCUAUGAGAUGGGCAUAUGCCCAGCGUUCGGAACUCGGUGAUCCGGCGUAUCAGUCCAACAUCAGCGCAUUCGAACACAGAAUGAUCGAUGAACAAACGGCAGUUGAGAUGCGGGCGAAGAUCCUCGAUUAUUCCCAAAAUGUCUCGUACUACAACCCUCAAGGUCUUGAGGUCCUUGAGACCCACGGGACAUCGCAUAUAGUUGUGGCUGACAGGGACGGGAUGGCCAUCACCCUAACCACGACCGUCAAUCUUCUGUUCGGUAGCCAGUUGGUGGUUCCGGAGACAGGAGUUGUCAUGAACAACGAAAUGAAUGACUUCUCCGUCCCCGGAAAGUCGAACCAGUUUGGAUAUGUUCCUUCGCCCGCCAAUUUUGUCCGCCCUGGGAAACGGCCGCUGUCGAGUAUCAGUCCAACUAUUGUGGAGAAUCCCGACGGGUCACUGUACUUCGUGACGGGAGCUGCUGGAGGAUCUCGUAUUAUCACCGGAACCAUUCUGUCCAUUUGGAACGUCCUAGACAAAGGCAUGACGGUGUUUGAAGCCCUCAAAGAGCCUCGUUUCCAUGACCAACUCCAGCCCAACGUGGUACAAUUCGAGUACGAUUUUAACAAUGAAACAACAGAGUUCAUGUCGUCUAGGGACCACAAUGUCACUUUUAUGGCGCCGGGCUCCUCCGCUGUUCAGGCCCUUCGUAUCUUGCCCAAUGGGACUUACGAAGCCGCCGGCGAAACGCGGCAGAAGAACUCAGGGGGUUUCGCUUUCUAAGCCACCCACGUGUAUCGCCGCCAGUCGGCCAGGUCUAUAUAUACGAUCUAGUAUAAUCUAUAAUAUAAUAGAUCUCAUAAAAUC